CGCUGUCUCCCCACUCUCGGGUGGGAUGAGCGGUUCUCGCCGGUUACCCGAGCAGCGGCGGCGGCGGCACUUGCACUGACUUCUUAGGGGACUCGCAGCCAAGACGAGGAAGAGGACAGAGAGGCUGUUAGGAUGGCUUCAAACUUCAACGACAUAGUGAAGCAGGGCUACGUGAGGAUUCGGAGUAAGAAACUGGGGAUCUUCAGAAGAUGCUGGCUUGUAUUCAAGAAGGCGUCCAGUAAAGGACCACGGCGAUUAGAGAAAUAUCCAGAUGAAAAAGCCGCUUACUUCAGAAGCUUUCACAAGAUAACUGAGCUCCACAACAUUAAGAACAUUACUCGAAUGCCACGAGAGACCAAGAAACACGCAGUGGCAAUUAUUUUCUGCGAUGAGACGUCAAAGACAUUUGCCUGUGAGUCAGAGCUGGAGGCCGAGGAGUGGUGGAAGUUAUUGUGUUUGGAGUGUCUGGGCAGCAGACUUAAUGACAUCAGCCUGGGAGAACCGGACUUGUUAGCAGCAGGGGUGCAGAGGGAACAGAACGAAAGAUUUCAUGUUUACUUGAUGCCGACCCCAAAUCUGGACAUCUACGGAGAGUGCACAAUGCAGAUCACCCACGAGAACAUCUACCUUUGGGACAUCCAUAAUGCCAGAGUCAAGCUGGUCAUGUGGCCGCUCAACUCCCUGAGGAGAUACGGCAGAGACUCGACCUGGUUCACAUUUGAGUCUGGAAGGAUGUGUGAUACAGGGGAGGGUUUGUUCACGUUCCAGACCAGAGAAGGCGAGAUGAUCUAUCAGAGAGUUCACUCUGCCACACUGUCCAUCGCUGAGCAACAUGAACGCAUGAUGAUGGAGAUGGAGAAGAGCUCACAGACUCUUUCAAACGAGAGCACAUUAACAAAGUCGAUAUCUCUCCCGCGAAGCGCUUACUGGCACCACAUCACGCGUCAGAACAGCGUGGGAGACAUCUGCAAUUACCAAGGUACGAGCUUGACUAUGACGCUCAUUCCACGAGCGCAGACGUUUCAAAGCUUCCUUUCCGAGCAGACGGAGGACGAGCGGAACCAGGAGCAAGCGACGGCGGCCUCCAGCGGCUGCGACAGGGACUGCAGCAGCUCGCCGCUCCGUUGACUGCACGGUCACGGCUGGACGAAAGCCACGACUCACGGACAUUCCAAAGCUUUAGGAAGCUCAUAAUAGACACAUGUACAGUAUGAACUCUCUCUAUAUAUGUAUGUAUAUGUAUGACUUAAUAAUUAUUUGUAGAACAGUGUGUAUACUAAGAACUCUAGGAGCCUCUUUUUGUACGUCGAAGUAUAAAACAAACAAAAAAAAAACAAAUGCCAAAAAGUUGUACCAUAAUCUUUAUUUUCCUUGUGUAGUUUAAGACAAAUGGACUUUCUGCAGUUAUUUUUCAGAUUUACUGUAAAUAUUAAUGCGCUGUAGCGCUUAACACCACAAGUUUCUUGCAUUUUUGUCAGUCGUCGUGACACACACUUAGAUUCUGUCGAACAAGAUAGUCUAUCUGUUUGUGUUUUAGCACCCUGCACUUUUAAAUUAAGAGCUUGUUUUGCACUUUUGUCAUUUGCUUUUGGUUUCAAUAUGUGCAGCCAUGUUGUCUGUAGAUGCGUGCAGUGUGGGACAUGGGGAAAACGUAUACUUUUAAAGGGAUAGUUCACCCAAAAAUGGAUAUUCUGUUCACUUUCCAUGACUGGUAUGGCUUGCUUUCAUCUGUGGAACACAAUAGAAGAUAUUUUGAAGACUGCUGGAUGCACGUUUCCAUCAAAAGCACUGUAAAUGUAUCAUAAAAGUGCCCACAAUACUCGAUUCUGAAUAUUAUGACUCCAGUAGUGUUGUGUGAUGAACAGACCCAAAUUGAAGUGGUUAUUCAAUGGAAAUCUUUUAGCUCGCUGAUACUGUGCGUUUAAAUCAUGACCAAAUCGCAGAUCUUUUCAAUGAAUCAGUUGAGCUAGUUCACAAAAACAGUCCGAAUGAUUCAUUUACUACUAGGCCUAAGUAUGUUCACAAGUUCCAUUGAACUCUAUUGGUAAUGAUGGAACUUGCGACUAUAGUUGCUUUGGGAAGCACAUCCCAUGGUUUGAAAUACGAAAAAUAAUGUUUGACAUUUUUGGACAAACUAUUCCAUUUAAUCUUUUCCCCCUUAUUUUAUAUGAAAUUCAUUUCUGAAAUGUGUCUACACACUGGACGAGAGGUUCGGUUAUUCUGAAUCUUCUCACACUGCAGAAGAAGUGCCUUCAGACUCUGCUAGACUGAGACUCUGGCUAGAACGCUGAUUAAAUUAGCAUCCUGCUAGCCAUCCAACAUGUUUAUAACUGAAUUACAUUAUAUGUCGACACUGCAUUUGUCUAAAAGCAGAACAAAAUGUCUAUUCUCUCCCUGCACAGGAAAAUCCUUUUCCAAUAACUCUACUGAAUGGGUUUCAAAGGUUCAAAUGGUCUUGAUAGUGGAUGAUAGAAGUGUGCACCGAAACAAUAAUGCAUUCGGCGCGACAAUCAAUUCAGAUUUACUCUACAGUAAAAUACCUGUAAAUGACUGUUGAUGUUUUGUUUAAUUGUGCUAGAAAAACCUGUUUCAACCAGAAUAACAACACAAAUGAUCAUGUCAUGACUAAAGGUUGGAGAAGCACAUGAUGAAUUCAUUUAAAAUGUCUUUAUAAAGGGA
Sinocyclocheilus grahami is the source of this 2679-nucleotide messenger RNA. Its product is annotated as docking protein 6-like. The record is from RefSeq and is a predicted model, not a curated record. Bases 133 to 1128 code for a protein of 331 amino acids. Gene Ontology annotation, biological process: cell surface receptor protein tyrosine kinase signaling pathway. The transcript is spliced from 8 exons. NCBI's taxonomy places the organism in Eukaryota, Metazoa, Chordata, Actinopteri, Cypriniformes, Cyprinidae. Gene Ontology annotation, cellular component: cytoplasm.